AGUCCACUACGUGACAUGAGGAGGACCAAUGAAUACGGAGAGUCGUUGCUUUCACCUCUGAACUUCCCGUCCUGUGCUGCAGAGCUGGGAAAGAUGGCCGAGCUUGAUUUCGGGGAUAGUGAGCUCUUUCAGCAGCUUGAUGACUCCGCGCCGCCGGUCCCGACGCACAUUCGCUUCACAGAUGAUGAGGAAGACAAGGAAGAGACGAGCCAGCUUCGGAGCAGGCUGGAGGAGUGUGAUGACUACAUUCAGAGACUCACUGAGGAGAAUAAAGGUUUGAGAAGAAAACAAAACAUCCUGACACGACCAAGCGGCAUCUCAAUUGAAGAUGUCAACAUUGACGGGCCAGUUCUUCAAAUCCUUUAUGCGAAUAAUUUUAUUUCAAAGCAGUGUCGUCAAGAAAUUGAAGAUAGCAUCUGCAAUUUGAUUUGGAAGCACCAGAAAGCAAGCAAUGAAAAGAAAAAAUCCAUCUUUGUCAUGAAACCUCAGAAUUCAGCGUUUGCUAUGGAUGAAGAUCCUCAGAAGUCAACUUCUACUGGUGUAAGAACAACAACAGAAGCAUUUAAAGUGGUUGGUAGUGUCUUAUAUUUCACUACUUUCAGUGUUGAUAAACUUGGACAGCCUCUGGUGAAUGAAAACCCCCAGCUGACCGAUGGUUGGGACGUUCCAACCUAUCACCAGGUUUUCAACCAAGUCAUUGGCACUGAUGGACAAGAAAUAGAAAUGAAAGACAAAAGACCCAAAUCUAUGUGUUUCAACUGCGGUGCGAGCAGUCAUCAGCUGAGAGACUGUCCUAAGCCUAAAGACAUGGCCGCAAUUAAUGAGAGAAGAAAGGAGUUUAAUCAGAACAACAACCAGUCCAUGCAGAGUAACCAGCGAUACCAUGCUGAUGAAGUGGAAGAGCGGUUUGCUAAAUACAAGCCUGGAGUCAUGAGCGAGGAGUUGUUGUCAGCACUGGGAAUUGAUGGCAACACCCUCCCUCCCCUGAUUUAUCGCAUGAGGCAGCUAGGCUACCCACCAGGUUGGCUCAAAGAGGCAGAGAUGGAAAACUCUGGCUUAACACUGUAUGAUGGAAAUGUUUCAAAUGACGGCAACACAACAGAUAACACAAAUUCACACAUCUCUUAUGACGUUUCCAAACUGGUAGACUUCCCAGGCUUCAAUGUAGCUUCACCACACACAAUGAAAGAUGAGUUUUUGCAGUAUGGAUCUAUUCCAAUGCAAAGCAGCCACAUGAAGCCAAACUAUGCAGCCUACCUGUCCAACAACUUCCCUAUGCCUGGCACCACCUGCAACAAGAGACGGCAUGAAUCUGACUCUUCUCCACAGCUAAGGAAGAAGACAAGGCCCAGUCCUGAUCGGAACUCGAAUAGGAGCUCGGAUAUGGAUAUUGAAUCAGACCCAGGUACACCUUAUUAUACUUAUGGCCCAGGUGACUUCCAGUUUCAACCUCCCCUGCCCCCUGGAUCUCCUUGCUUCAGUUCACCUCCUCCUUUACCCCAUGGCACUCCUCCUGCUACACCUACUCCCCCACCUCUCCCUAAAGGUACACCACCUCCCACACCCACCAACGGCUCUCCAGCUCUGCGAGUGUGUAACUGGGAAAUAGUUGAUGAGACUGUGGAAGGAACGGAGGAUGAGCUGACACUGGAGGAACUGGAGGAGCAGCAGAGGCUGAUUUGGGCAGCUCUAGAAAAUGCUGACACUGCCACUAAUAGCGACUGUGAGACACCUGCAGUGGGAACACCUGUACCCAGUUCACCAAGUGUGUCUAUUCCUGUGCAUGUCGACACAGAACCUGAAGAGGUUGAAGAAGUGAUGGACACAACGAGACCUGCAGAAACUUGCCCUAGCGGCAGUGAAAAUCAAGGGGAACCAGGUGUUUCCUCUCAGAGCCCUGGCCCAGUCAAAGUCCAGGACGACAGCCCUCGGAGUCCUGGCCCAGUCAAAAUCCAGGACGACAGCCCUCGGAGUCCUGGCCCAGUCAAAGUCCAGGACGACAGCCCUCGGAGUCCUGGCCCAGUCAAAGUCCAGGACGACAGUCCUCGGAGUCCUGGCCCAGUCAAAGUCCAGGACGACAGCCCUCGGAGUCCUGGCCCAGUCAAAGUCCAGGACGACAGCCCUCGGAGUCCUGGCCCAGUCAAAGUCCAGGACGACAGCCCUCGGAGUCCUGGCCCAGUCAAACUCCAGGACGACAGCCCUCGGAGUCCUGGCCCAGUCAAACUCCAGGACGACAGCCCUCGGAGUCCUGAUCCACUGGUCUCUAAUGGGGGGCCUGGAGAUACUACUUCUCCUAAGCAUGGCGAGAAGGUAAUAGCUGUUCCUCAUAGGAGCAACUUUGCAGCCGGCAUUGUUCCAUUUGAAGAUACACCAGAAUUCACUGAAGUUGCUGAAGCCACAGGGACAUACCUUAGGAUCAGAGACUUGCUUAAAAGUUCCCCUCGAAACCUGGCGAAGAAAAAAUAAAUUUGUACUAUCUUGAUUUGGAACACAAAGAUACAUAGAUAUUUUUUAAGGAAAAACAUAUAUUUUCAUUUUCAUGACCAUCCUAUGAAGCAUGUUUUUAGCUGUUUAUUAUUUUGUACCAAGGUGAAUGUCUGUGUUGUAAAUACAGUGGAUCUGUAAACGUACAGUGAGGGAGGGGCAUUAAGGGAUGCUGCAACAGUUAGUAGGUUUUGACCAAUUGUCAGUUUUUUUGGUAGGUGUUGUUUUUUUUUUUUUUUUUUUUUUGUAGUGUUACUUGUUUAUUUUAUUGUAAAAUUUGUAAAAUGGUAAUUUCUUGACCUGUAUUCAUUUUUAAUAGCAUGGUGUUUUCAUGGCUUUUUUUAUUUUUGUCCCACUUGAAUUGCUCUAAAAUCAGUAAGUAAACAUGCUUGUAUUUGCUUCACUGUGUUGUUUUGUCUAGCAGCCAAGGCUAGGUGUGGGUUUAAUUUUAUUUUGCUGCAUGUUGACAGCAGAGAUGGCCAAAUAUGUGAGCUACCAGAAUACAGUUGAUUGUAAGUUAUCUUUAGUGAACACAUUGAUCUUCUGUUACUGUAACCAGCUCACCUGCUCAUUUUGAUGCACAUUGCAAAUGAAAUUGCAUAUAAUUGAAACUCUGCACUACAACAAUUUUAAUUUUUUUUCAGAUGACAUUAGAAAGCCUGGUCCACAUUAUUUCUUUAUUAUACCAUUCAUCAAAUAGAUUCAUAUCACACCUGAAAUAAAGUCCAUUCACCCCUUCA
This is a messenger RNA of Micropterus salmoides (largemouth bass), 3224 nucleotides long. RefSeq names its product zinc finger, CCHC domain containing 8 (gene zcchc8). Gene Ontology annotation, molecular function: zinc ion binding; RNA binding. The record is from RefSeq and is a predicted model, not a curated record. Lineage: Eukaryota; Metazoa; Chordata; Actinopteri; Centrarchiformes; Centrarchidae. Gene Ontology annotation, cellular component: catalytic step 2 spliceosome. The coding region runs from base 16 to 2466 and encodes 816 amino acids. The transcript has 14 exons.